This is a messenger RNA of Camelus dromedarius (Arabian camel), 399 nucleotides long. It is a transcript of the gene MYL5, whose product is annotated as myosin light chain 5. Gene Ontology annotation, cellular component: cytoplasm. Gene Ontology annotation, molecular function: calcium ion binding. The record is from RefSeq and is a predicted model, not a curated record. The transcript has 5 exons. Bases 1 to 399 code for a protein of 132 amino acids. NCBI's taxonomy places the organism in Eukaryota, Metazoa, Chordata, Mammalia, Artiodactyla, Camelidae.
AUGGAUCAGAACCGAGAUGGCUUCAUUGACCAGGACCUAAAGGUCACCUAUGCCUCCCUGCGCAAAACCAACGUCAAGGACGAGGAGCUGGAUGCUAUGGUCAGGGCGGCCUUGGGGCCCAUCAGCUCCACGAUGUUCCUCAACAUGUUUGCAGAGAAGCUGAGCGGUAUGGGCGCCGAUGAGACCAUCCUCAACGCAUUCAAGAUGCUGGACCCCGACAGCAAAGGCAGCAUUAACAAGGACGAGGGAGUCAUCAGGAGGCUGCUGAUGUCCCAGGCUGACAGGAUGACUGCCGACGAGGUAGACCAGAUGUUCCAGUUCUCAACCAUCGACACUGCUGGCAACCUGGACUAUAAGUCACUGAGCUAUGUGCUCACUCAUGGGGAGGAGAGGGAGUGA